UUGUCGUCUACUGCAAUUUUCGAAUUUCAAUACCUUUGCCGGUCUCCGUCCAAUUUCUAAUAUUCUACAGAAAGUAUAAUACAAGCAGAUUAGUAAAAUGUCUGUUCAAACUACUUUAUUGGACUUUUCUAUGGAUCCUGCCCGGUUGGCCGACGAGAGCGGUCAGAAAGCUGUAUUUACACAAUUAGAAACAGUGCUAAAGGAAUAUGUGCCUAAUCUCAUCUUGGCCACUGAUAUUAAAGUGGAUGGUGGAUCUUUGAAGCUGCUGACAGGGAAAAGAGGUACAACCGUAUUUGUGAGACUGUUCGACCGCGGCCUCGUUACUGUUAAUAUAGAAUAUUACAAAGAAGACAGUGAGGAACCAUUAAUCAGCUUCAAGUGUUCAAAGCUUCUGGAAAGUUCUGUUCGAAUGUCGCUGGAGUGUGCCAGACUAAAAUUAUUGCCAACAUUAAAGCGUGGCUAUAAAUAUGAUGUUUACCUAACAAGCUCAGACGAGAGACUCCUCGAGUAUGACAUCGACGGAGUGUUGUUCGACGAACAAUCUUCAUUCCAAAAGGUGCAAGUUGUGCAUUCCAAAUCCUUUGGGAACAUGCUGGUGCUAGAUGAUUUACAAAAUAUUUCAGAGGCUGAUCUUAUUUACACAGAAACAUUGAUGCAAAGGGGCAAAGAAAGUUACGAGGGGAAAGAGAUCGUCAUACUAGGUGGCGGCGAUGGUGCUUUACUGUACGAGCUCUUGAAGGAGAACCCCAAAUACGUGUGGAUGCUGGAAAUAGACGAGUUGGUGAUGAAAGCGUGCAACAAACACCUCAGAACCAUCUGCGGGGACGUUCUAGAAAGGAAAAAGGGACCAAAUUUUGAGAUAAUCGUCGAGGAUUGCAUGCUGACAGUGAAAAAGUUCACAAGUGAGCAGCGGAAAGUGGAUUACGUGUUCGGAGACCUCACCGACAUCCCCAUCUCUGAUGCGGGAUGCAGCGAGCUGUGGGAGUUUAUGAUCAACAUUUUGCGCGCGGCGUUCGACAUCCUCAAGCCCACGGGGAAGUUCAUGACGCACGGUAACGGUGCGACAUCCCCAGAGUCCCUCGAGUUAUACGAACAAGUGCUCGUCAAAAUGAAACCAGCGGUGACCUUCAGUAAAUGCAAGGCCUUCGUGCCCUCGUUCCUGGAAGAUUGGAUCUUCUACCAGAUAGCGUUCAAGCAGACGGAAGAUGAAUAGCGACCAAAGAUGUAUUGUUCCUUCUAGAUGGUAAGAGAUAGGACGUUAAGUGAGUUCAAAGAGUAGGUAAAGAGUAAAACCUCGGCGGCAAAAGUUCAAAUAAAGUAUGAUUAAUGUAGGAUCUAUGAGAUAUGAUAAACAUAAAGUACCGGGUCUUUAAACGUCAGAAUAAUGAGUUUAUUUGUUCUUCUUGUGUAGCUGUCUUUAGACGUGUCAAUAACUGCGCACGCGCAUGUACAGUCCGCUAGUUCUCUUGCAUCAUAGGAACAAAGUACGGAUAGCUUUAGACAUGUUAGCUAGCAGUUGUGAGCGCUGUGUAUUAAGUUGGAGGUCACUGAUUCCUGGCAGCGGACUAAUUUAUAAUUUCACAAUUUUCGAGAGGUUUCGGUCGUGUCAAGUUACAACCAUACCGACAAAGACGUGCCGCUAAGCGAUUUAACGUUCGAUGUCGCGUGGAAACUGAUUAGAGGUGUAAAGAAUAAAUAUAACUGUCGUUCUUACCACCAGGUGAGAUUGCAGUCUCUCCUGGGCUAACAUGUAGCGGAAUAAACAAAAUGGUCGCUUGCAGUUAGCAAAUACUACGCCUGCAAUAAGAACCUCUCACACAGUGCGGUUUUAUAUGAUGCGUAUAACGUGACGCGCCAGUAGUCUAUCGACCAUCUGCAUGGCUAGGUUUGGACCUGACUUACGCGUUAAGAGUAAAGCAUUUAUUUUAAUUGAUACAAAUAAAAAAAUAACCUUUACUACACAAAGAAAAACUAACAAAAAAAAUAUUUUAGAUUUAUUUUAAGUGACAUUUCUUGAGACCUUGACAAUACACUUGUCACUUGCAGUUAAGCAGAUAGUGAAGUUAUACAUGAUAGUUCAAAGAAUAUCUCUAUGAAUUAGUACCUGAAUUACAAGUUACAACUACAAACAAAUUGUAAG
Molecule: messenger RNA, 2140 nt
Organism: Pararge aegeria (speckled wood butterfly)
Lineage: Eukaryota; Metazoa; Arthropoda; Insecta; Lepidoptera; Nymphalidae
Gene: Sms
Product: spermine synthase
Exons: 7
Coding region: 98-1213 (371 amino acids)
Biological process (GO): spermine biosynthetic process
Molecular function (GO): spermine synthase activity
Source: RefSeq, a predicted model, not a curated record